This is a messenger RNA of Copidosoma floridanum, 759 nucleotides long. Its product is annotated as speckle-type POZ protein-like. The record is from RefSeq and is a predicted model, not a curated record. NCBI's taxonomy places the organism in Eukaryota, Metazoa, Arthropoda, Insecta, Hymenoptera, Encyrtidae.
AUGAAUGAAUUGUGUAAAACAGAGCAUAACUGGAGUUUUGCAGUUGGAACAUCAAAAGCAUGGUUAUUUCAUGACAGUCACCUUAUACUUAUGAGUCUUCAAAGUCAUGGAGCAUUAUUGAUUCAGUGCGAUAUAUCUAGAGAAAAUAUAUUUGUAUCUAGUAACCAUAGUUUUCAAUCAGAAUUGUGUUUGGAUUUCACAUCGUUCCUCGAAACCAAACAAUUAACAGAUGUUACCAUAAUCACAAACGAUGAAAAACUUAGGGCUCACCAAAUUGUAUUAGCACGCAAAAGUCCAGUAUUUUUAGAUAUGUUUGAUAACGAUAUGCCAGAGAAAAGACCUAAUGUUGUUGAAAUCAAUGAUUUCGACUCUAGUGUUAUCAAAGUAAUGUUGCGUUUUAUGUACACUGGAGAAGUAGAAAACAUGAACGAUGUAGCAGAAGAUUUAUUUCUUUGCGCUGACAAGUAUUCAUUAUCUGAAUUAAAAAAAAUAUGUGAAAUACCACAAUCACUGCAUAAAGCACUCAGUGGCAGACCCCUUGGACGAACAGGUUUUAUAAUGAUAGAUGUCAAAGAAGAUUCUGUAAUGAAAAUUUAUCCUAAAGCUGAAAACAAAAUGAAUGAGAGUGGCUCAAUGAAAUAUCUCAGCUAUUUAUGGAAGAGCAUAACUGGAGUUUUGCAGUUGGAACAUCAAAAGCAUGGUUAUUUCAUGACAGUCACCUUAUACUUAAGAGUCUUCAAAGUCAUGGAGUAUUAUUGA